This is a messenger RNA of Brassica rapa (field mustard), 855 nucleotides long. RefSeq lists its product as uncharacterized. Lineage: Eukaryota; Viridiplantae; Streptophyta; Magnoliopsida; Brassicales; Brassicaceae. The record is from RefSeq and is a predicted model, not a curated record.
AAAUGUUCAUGUAGGCCCAAAACCAAAAGACUUAAAUGCCAUUAAUGAAUUUUAUUCAUCCUUUAUAAAAAUAAGGGUAUUUUUGAGAAACUAUAAUUUUCAUUAAGUGAAUGAUCCUCUUUUAAUGGUAUUGAUUUUAUGCGAAUAACGUGAUUUGUCUGAUAGAUUAGUGAUCACUUCACCAUUCGCCAUUUCCUUAAGUUUUAUUUUUCUUUCUCCUAAAUCUUUGUUCUUGUGGGACCUCUACAGUUGGAUUUUGGAAAGAUUUACGAAAUCAUGGAACUAAGGAGUUUAAUAAUGCCCACCUUAAGUUAAUUGUGACACGCAAUAUGUUCACGCGUUGUAAAAAACUAACCUAUUUGUCUACGUCGAUGACUCUUCUUCAGGUCAUAUAAUAUGUAGAUAUGGUCCUCUAUACGCUGCUUCAUUGUAAACCUCACGUUUAAAAGAAAUAAAAUUAUAAACUGGUAUAAAUACACACACAUAACUCUUCAUCUACAAUACAAACACAAAGGUAGAAGAAAAUGAAGAGAAAUUUGUGGUUGAUUGCUUUGUUUCUGGUUCUAUCUUCCCUGAUUUCAUCUUAUGCAGUUUCAACUCAAUCAUACCAAAUCCGCAAACUUUUGAUUAUAGGAACACCCCCUAGUAAGUCAAGACCUACCCGCCAAUGUUGUUAGCAAGGCGAAAGCAGCGGGAGAAACAGCAUGAAAGAGGCCGGCUGUGAUUCGUGGUGGUUUAGUGGACCAGUUUACAAAAUUAUUUUAUUUUAUAGUUAAAAAUUAAAAAGACAAUACAAAAAGAUACAUCUAAAUUUCGCUUGAAUAGAUUCCCUAUGAAUACAAUAAUGUCCACCUA